ACAGACAUAAAGGUUCACAUUUGGCUGAUCUCAGAAGAGUGAUCUGAACUACAGAGGAAAGAUCAAGUAGCGAACCAACCAAAGAGAGAAUUUCCUUUCGGAUUGAGAAACAAGGAUGUCCAGCACAGUGAUGCCCGUUGGCUCUUCAACCUUCAUCAUUCAGCUUCAACCAGCAGCUCAAACUCCAGCUGGACAUGCGAAUGUCCCCGUUAGUCUACAGCAGCUAGCGGGAGCUCCAUCUCUCACUGAACUAAAGGCAUUUCUGAAAAGCCAACCUAAAGCCCUUGGGACUGUCCAGAUAAUGAUUGGUUUGUUGACUCUCCUGUUCGGCAUUGUGUCUGCAAUUUAUGUCAACUCUCCUUUUGCAAGUCUUGGUUGUCCUUUCUGGGGAUCUGUCAUUUACAUUAGCACAGGCUCACUCUGCAUUGCUGCAGAAAACAGACUCAAUUCCCCCUCCAGUUUGUGUUUGGUGAAAGGUUCACUUGGAAUGAACAUCAUCAGUGCUAUUAUUGCAGGCUUUUCCAUUAUACUAUUGGUAGUGGAUUUGUCAGUGAAUUCAAUGUACAGUUUUUUUGACUAUUCUGUCCAUUACGACUACCAAUUCCGCUAUUUGUAUCGGACUCUUUCCAUGGGAAUCAGUGGUGUGUUGUUGGUGUUCGCCAUCCUUGAGUGUAUCAUCUCCAUUUUUCUGUCAGCGUCUGCCUGUAAAGCCACCUGCUGCUCUCCUCAGGUGCAGUUUAUAUCACAAGUUAUAACUUCACAGACCCAUCUCCAUGACAGCUCAGAGAUUGCUGUGAUCAGCAACCCUGCAACUCAUCCUGCAGAAAGUGCCCCAAUAUACAGUAACUGUGAAUGAGAAUGACUAAAAAGGGGACAAUUUUUGAUUCUAAAUUUGUGUGUCAUGCUUUCACAAGACUGCCACGUACGAUUAAUCAAAAUUAAAAUUAAAUUGUAAUGACUUGAAUUUGCGAUUGGAUAAUUCCAAGCAUGCAAAAUGAAUGCAAUAUAAAUAAAUGUAUACUGUGUCCAAGAGCAAAUGCAUGGCUGUCCUCUUUCUUUGACGUACUUACACUGGAAAAAAUGUGUCUUGUUUCUAGUACAAUUAUCUACAAGUUCUUUAAGGACACCUAUUUUACCCCCUUUUCAUGAUUUAAUAAAAGACUUUUGUGUCUCCAAAAUGUGUCUGUAAAGUUUCAGCUCAAAAC
Danio rerio (zebrafish) is the source of this 1205-nucleotide messenger RNA. The record is from RefSeq and is a predicted model, not a curated record. Lineage: Eukaryota; Metazoa; Chordata; Actinopteri; Cypriniformes; Danionidae.